ACGCAUUCAGGACACAACAAUUGGCAACGAGGCUGGCUCAUAUUGGACAGAUACAGCAGUUUAACCGUGAUACAGAUGACUGGUCGAUGUAUUUAGAGAGGGUCGAAUACUACUUUGAAGCUAAUGAUAUAGCAGAUGGAAGGCGUAAAGCAGCUCUGCUCAGUCUCAUAGGUCCCGACACUUUCAAACUUCUAAGGAGUCUACUAGUACUUCACACCCCAGCUGACUACUCGUACGAUGAGUUAAAGGAGUCCCUGUCGGCACACUUCUGUCCAAAAAGAAGUCAAGUGUUUUAUCGUUCACAGUUUUUCCAGUGUGUACAGAAGCACGGUACUACUAUUGCUUCAUAUUUAUCAGAGCUACAGACUUUAGCCAAGGACUGUGGUUUUGGGGACUUACUCAACAAUUUGCUGCGAAAUCGCUUAAUCUGUGGAGUUAGUGACCCAGCAAUUCGUAAACAUUUUCUAACAAAGGGAGAUGACUUGACAUUGAAAGAUGCUAUGAAAGAUGCUACAACCAUGGAAGCAGUGGUAAAAACUCUAAAGACCUUGGACCCCAACAAGGCUCCCAUGACAAAGGCAGCUUAG
Messenger RNA from Amphimedon queenslandica, 587 nucleotides. RefSeq lists its product as uncharacterized. Lineage: Eukaryota; Metazoa; Porifera; Demospongiae; Haplosclerida; Niphatidae. The record is from RefSeq and is a predicted model, not a curated record. The annotation marks the transcript as partial. The transcript has a single exon.